Molecule: messenger RNA, 294 nt
Organism: Aspergillus niger
Lineage: Eukaryota; Fungi; Ascomycota; Eurotiomycetes; Eurotiales; Aspergillaceae
Exons: 2
Coding region: 1-294 (97 amino acids)
Source: RefSeq, a predicted model, not a curated record
AUGAACUUCGGUGUGUGGAGAACAAACCUGAUAACAUAUUGCCCGAUUUGUGAGAUUGAGUGGAGCUUCAAUGCAAGGUCACACGGACGUUACACAUCAAGGUUAUCCGGACGCCCCAUUUCCGACUACAUCCGUACUACUAGUAGUGGAACACUUGGAAGUUUGAGAGCCAAGGAUAGUGGCUUCCGCGCCAAUAGUCAUGAUGCUGCUUUGGAAUAUUUACCCGUAGUCUUGGCAACCUUCGAAUGUGCUCAGGGUUUGGUUGGUGCUGACAUAUCGGUCACUGAAUCAUGA